Messenger RNA from Nicotiana tabacum (common tobacco), 369 nucleotides. The record is from RefSeq and is a predicted model, not a curated record. NCBI's taxonomy places the organism in Eukaryota, Viridiplantae, Streptophyta, Magnoliopsida, Solanales, Solanaceae.
AUGGUCUUACAACAGCAGUACCGAGAGAAAGGCUUCACAAAGUACUCUCAGUUGAUUUCUCUUCUACUUGUGGCUGAACGACACAAUGAAUUGCUUAUGAGAAAUCACGAAAAUCGACCCACUGGGUCUACACCAUUGCUUAAAGAGGAUGAGGUGUAUUCCCAUUAUAUUAAUCGUGGAAAAGAUCGUGGCCAUAUUCGUGGUCGUGGUCGCGGUCGUGGUCGUGGCCAUAUCCAAGGAAGAAAUUUUCCUGGUGUUAAUCAUCCUCCACCGAAAAAUAACUUCCAAAAAUGGAAAGGUAAAGAUGAGAAGCGAAACGCAGAGGGUUCAGAAACUAAAUGCUAUCGUUGCGGUGGAAAAGAGCAUUGA